CCCCACUUGGAGAUGACUUCAACAACAGCCUCAUCGCUGCCAUUCUCAACUCCUCCCUCACCAGCGCCACUCGCCCACAAACGCACACAAACACAACACUCACUCACUAAAACUCUCUCUAUAUCGUCCUAUCACGGCCACAAAUAGACUCGGGGAAUUUACAAAACCGCCCCCAUUGGACUCUUCGUCGCCGGGAAUCUGGCCGAGAUCUAGAACAUAAUCCAUACCUCCCACCCACACCAAGGUUCAGCGCGCAUUCAACGCCAAGAACAUUUGAAUCCGUCGACACACGCACACACACACUAACAGAAUCAUGCCCCCCCGAAUCCCCACCCCGGACGACUUCGCGCCCAUCCAGCCCGUCCUGCCCCUGACCCUCGUCUUCCCAAACCCGCCCGAGUCCACCACCGCCAUCAUGCUCCUCUUCCACGGCCUGGGCGACUCCGAGGCACCAUUCGCCUCCUUCUCCAGGGCAAUGUCCCUCCCCGGCGUUCUCUCCAUUGCCGUUCGUGGGCCCUCCCCGCUGCCCCCGUCCAUGCUCCCCGACGAAGCCCUAUCCCCACCAUCAGCAUCAGCAUCAGCAUCAACGCCCGCCGGAGCAGGCCACUUCCACUGGGGCGACGACAUCACCUUCGACCCUUCCGCGGACUCCCUCUCGCCCGACCCAGGCUUCUCCAGGUCUUCCGCCCUCGUCGUAGACCGCCUCAUCCGCGACACACUCGUCUCCCGCUGCGGCUGGGACCUCGCCGACAUCAUCCUCUUCGGCUUCGGCCAGGGCGGCUCUCUGGCCCUGGGCAUCGCCUCCCAACUCCGCCUCGGGCCCCGCAUCGUCGACGUGACCAACGCCGCCGACGCGCCCGCGCCCAGCAGGCCAAAGAGAGGCGGCAAUCCCCAUUCCGACGAAAACACUCUCAAGGGCGUCGUCUCCAUCGGCGGGCCGCUGCCGCAGUCCAUGGUCCCCUCCGUCAGCGCCCGCUCCAAGUGCAAGACCAAAGCCUGUCUCGUCCAGCUCGACGACGACGCCUUCGACGUCGUCAAGGAGGAGUUCCUUGACGUCAGGCUCGUCAAGUGGAAGAGGAAAGACGUGGCCAUGCCCCGCGAUCGCGACGAGAUGUUCCCUCUGAUGAAGUUCUUUGCUGAAUGCCUCAAGAGCGGAUGGUGA
This is a messenger RNA of Colletotrichum destructivum, 1162 nucleotides long. Its product is annotated as Putative phospholipase/carboxylesterase/thioesterase, alpha/Beta hydrolase. Gene Ontology annotation, molecular function: carboxylic ester hydrolase activity; palmitoyl-(protein) hydrolase activity. The transcript has a single exon. NCBI's taxonomy places the organism in Eukaryota, Fungi, Ascomycota, Sordariomycetes, Glomerellales, Glomerellaceae. The coding region runs from base 314 to 1162 and encodes 282 amino acids. Gene Ontology annotation, cellular component: cytoplasm. Gene Ontology annotation, biological process: protein depalmitoylation. The record is from RefSeq and is a predicted model, not a curated record.